Rotaria sordida is the source of this 258-nucleotide messenger RNA. Lineage: Eukaryota; Metazoa; Rotifera; Eurotatoria; Philodinida; Philodinidae. The record is from the annotation of a GenBank genome assembly.
AUGUCUGCAUCAACAGAAAAUCAAACACUCUCACCAUUACUUGAUACAAUCGAUAUUCUUAAUGAAACAAAUACAACAGAAAAACAAGUAUUUGUUGCACGUACUGAUGGAAUGUUAUUAUCCUAUUCAUUUCUUGUUCUUGCUGCACUUUUAUGUGUUUAUUUUGGUUCAUUUCGAUCGAUAAUACAUAAAGAUAAACAAAAAAAAUCUGGAGAAAAACCUGAUGUACUUACAGCUAAAGAUGGUAAUGAAAUUUAA